Xyrichtys novacula (pearly razorfish) is the source of this 17650-nucleotide messenger RNA. The record is from the annotation of a GenBank genome assembly. NCBI's taxonomy places the organism in Eukaryota, Metazoa, Chordata, Actinopteri, Labriformes, Labridae.
ACUCUUUAACUGUGCUCCUCACAGCACUGUUCGCUCUCUGUACUGUUGUGAUCUGACAGCAGGGAGGGGAGACAUUAAAGGGUCAUGCCACUCAAUGUUGUGCUGGACGGUCCGGCCCCCUGGGGGUUUCGGCUGACCGGAGGGAAGGACUUCAACCAGCCGCUGACCAUCUCCAGGGUGAGUAAGUGACAGGAUGUCUCAAUGAUAAGAUCUGAGGAAGAAAUAUACUCUGCUUUCAUUUUUUUUUCCCUCUAAAACUGAGCGAGUGAUAAAUAAGAUGCUUUUUUUAAAACCAGAAACAACUAUAACAUCACUCUCUCCAAAACCACCAAACUCCAUUGACAAAAACUGUCAUUUUACCUUUCAGACCAUUGGAGUUGCUCAUCUACUCUUACCUUGUUUGGUUAUUUCUGUCAUUUAUCACUUUGGUGUUUUUGUCAGAGAAAGAAAAACAAUGAGGUGACUCCUCUUUUUUGCCUGGUAAAAACUGGCUUUUUAUGAGUGGAGUUUGGUAAGUUUGAGCAGAGCUUUGUAACAAGCAUCUUUCUCUUCAAUUUUUUUUACUUUUUAUGCUCUGAAUAACAAAAAAGUUAAUCUGCAGACUUGCAUACCUUCUCUACAUUCUUUCUAAUCCUUUCGUCCAUUUUUGUUUGCAAUCGCUUUGAUCAAGAAUUUGAUCUUUGACUAAAUGUCAAAAAUGUAACUUAAAUCCGUUUGAAAUCCAGUCCGGCAUCAACAUCACAUUUCCAGGAAGGGUUCAUUCUCCAAAGAAUCUGUCUGGGCUCGGUGUGGUAUGAGGUUUGCACCUGUGCCACAGCAAAUGCAAGAGGCUUAGAUACAAAUAGCAGCUUACAUUGUACUCUGAAAUGUGCACACACACACACACACACACACAAAUGUCUUGUUGAGGGGAUUUUAGGUGGAAGAAUUUGAGGGCAGCAUGCGGUUCUGAUUUUCUGCCAAAAGAGACCUGCAGAGGGUGUUUACUCAAGUCUAUAAACGAAGAAAGGCUAAAUACCCCACCUGAUAACUUUAGACAUUUAUUCUACAGGACGCUCAUGAAAUUGACGGCGACACGCUGAAGAUGAAGUUAUCAGUUAUUGUAGAGGAUGAGCACAGUGUUACAGUAUGUGUGUGUUAUAAUGUUUCAGCUGUUCAGGAGCUUGUAAAUGUCAGCUUAAGGUCAGCAGGCAGCAUCAUGCAGCUUGUCGUGUUUGUAGACUGACAGCACAGGCAGGGCUGAAAGAUGACACAUCCCCUCUCCUCUUUGAGGAUAAUUCACUCGAGGAAAAUCAUCAUCAUCACCAAAUUAGAUAUGCUUUGGAAAAACACUUAAUUUGAAGAUAUAAAGACAUGCAGUUCAAAAGGCAAAGGCUCAGAUUUAUGCAAUAGGAUGUAUUUUUGUCUCUGACUGAGAGUGAUCAUUUCCUGGAGCUAAUAUGGUAUUUCCUGUUUAUAUCAAAACAGCAAGACAACUCAAUCACAUGGAGUUAUGACAAUAAGUUGUAAAGAAACCAAGAGGACAAAUAUAGUGAUGCCAAAACAUAAGGUCUCUGCCAUGUUGACAGAUGUGACAUGAAUCAAAUUUUAAAAUCGAAUAAUUUUUUUUUUCUAACCGUAUGUCAUUAUAAUUAGCUCUUUACACAGAUUAAUGUCCAAAUGUCCAUUUUUCUCAGACUGUUCUCUAAGACCAGUCCCAUUGAUAUUGAAAAUCUCUUUUUUAAGAUAGACCUGGCCAAGAUGGCAGUACACAACUGCACAAAAAAACAACAUAAAAUUGAAAUGUAGCAUACAUUUCUACUGAUCUUUCUUUUCUUUUUAUGUACUGUUAUCUCGUGAAGUUUGGUUUCUUGUGAUAACAGUUUUUUUUUAUCUCGACAUAACAAAAAAUGCAUAAAACAAAGAAAAAAAAUCAUGGUUGUUCUAGUCUUCGGUACAAUUCACCCAAAAUUGUUCACACAAUAGUGAACAGAAAGGGACCUAAUACGGAGCCCUGUGGCACACCUUUACAGAUAGUUAUAGUAUCAGAGAAUAGACCGUCCUGCCAAAUGCAGUGAGAACUAGUUAUCUGAUGCUUCAUGAAAGAGUGUAAUGCUAUGCAUUGGCAGUUAGUGGUCAUAUUGGGUGGGUGGGUGGGCUAUAAAUAGUUAACACAGCUGCAAAAGCAACAUUAAUGUAAGACUCUAAGUUACAGCACAACUCUCCAACAAGCAAAGUUUGAUGAGAGAAAACUGUAUUCCUGUUUUUAUCUCUCUUGGUUGACGGUAAAUGCCUGUUUUUAUUUACCAGCUUGCUCUGAGUCUGUAUAGAGAUGCAGUAGCUCUCAUCAGGUUGAUUGGUGAUGUUGAAUUCACCCAGCAGAGAGAGCUUUGUGCUGUAUACAACGUGAGCUUGGCUGCAUUCAUGAUGUUAAUUUUGUCGGGUCAGUGUUCUGAACACUAAGUUUCUUGUCGUGUCUGAGCCAUGUCUCCUCCAAAAAAGCAGCAUGGGAAACUUAGAGGUGAACUCCGAGGCUACAUUUACCAUAAGACAGUCCUGCUAUUUAAAUCAAACACAACUUAUGACUUUGUAAUUUGUCCUUUUGUGUUAUGUAAAAAUUGUCUGGCUAUUCAGUCGCUAGUGUCUUAAAUUUUACCUCCAAGGAUAUGAAAGAACACAAAUGAGGAGAUAAAUAAUCCACCACCCUUACACUAAUCCUCACCCAUUCUCACACAGGUAUCAUUUUUACAGUCUGUAAUACUUUAGUCGUGCCAUUGUGCUAUGACACAAAUCACUCAUUUACAAAACUGAAGUAACUGCUGCAGUGCUUGGGCUGUAAAAGUUAGACCUAUUUUAGAGAUAUUGCAUGUUUUCCAGAAACAAUUAGACUCAAGUUGUUUCUAGUAAAAUGAAUUAUUUAAAAGUUUGAAAUUGAUUGAAGAAUAUUUUUGUCAUCUUUUCCGAAUAAGGAAGCGAUAGUUUAGCCUUACUGGCUCAUUUAUUCCAGCUAUGAUUGAUGGCAUAUGCGGCUUCUAUGGCAUUGUGUGUACAGAAUAAGCAGACUGAAGGGGGUAACACCCCAGCACUAACAGAGGAGUCUAGGAACCUUUCAUAAUCAGGAGUUGUUGCUUUGGACCCACUCAAGCAGUUGUGACACUAUGGUCUGUACCAACUGGAAGGAUCUCUACUGUUUUAUCACCGAGUUAAAGAUCCUGUUAGAAGUGUUUUCUUUAUUCAAUUCAUGGAUCUUUAAUGGUUUGUUUUAUGUUGCUGGGUUGGUUGCCUGUUCUCUUGGUGUAUCAGACAUAGUCUAGAUAUUGAAUGGACAGUGACUGCCGCCUCGCUGGGUGAAGCCACUGCGACAACAGCACCCUCUGGUGAUGGGCUGCAGUAUAGGUCAUAAAUCCCGCCUCCUCCAGCCAUCCUAAUGGAGCUGUGGACAAACUUUAGAAAUUUAUUACACAGACCAUAAUUUUUUCUCCCCUUUGCUUGCGAUGUUGACAUGUAGUUACUGUCAGACUGGUUUGUGCUCAGGUCCUCUUUUUUCUGUACAGCUCUUUUUUUUAAAGUUAUUAGGGGGUUCAUGUUUUCUAUGAUUGACACCUGAUAUAGCCUAUGGGCAUACGAAGAUUGCGUAGCUCACCCAAGGGGAUACGCUGUUUGAGCGGCGCAUCAUCACAGCGACUCUCGGUGGCUCUCCCACUGAAUACGUACAACGUGACUGCGCAAUGUUGGUUUUGGGAAGUGAAGAAAAAACGCAGAAAUACAGAGAGCUUUUUGGCUUUGAAUCUGUGUACUGGUGGAAGGCGAAACAAAGUUGUCCAUAGUCUAGGGCAAGAAAGAACAUUUACAAUAAAAAUCAGAAGUUUGCAGCUUCUAACUUCACUAAGAGCUCACUCAAAGUUUCUGUUUGCACAACAGGAAUCAAAGCAGCUCUCCUUUAGGGAGGUGAAGCCUACAUCUUUACAACCCCAAAAAUUAACUAACUCAUUUAAAUUUCAACUUUAAUGCUUAGUCAGACUUUUGCUGGAAAGAGCUGUUGACUGGUUACGUGUUGAUCAUUUCCACUGAAGAUGUGAAGAUGCUGAAUGUGUCAUUUUCAGUUCAUUGGAGACAAGACAGUCUUUGGCACUUGCCUUAUCAGAUCUGGCAGAGAUAAUUUGUAUAAAAAUUUGAGUUUAUUACCCUCUGAGGUCCGUGAUAACUUGUUUAUAGAGUCAGUAUGGUCAUAAAUGUAAAUGUUCAUGUGAAGUAACAACAGUAGCACUGGUGUCUGCCUCUAAACUGCAGUUGACACCAGCCCUGUGAUUAUGCUGUGUAUGGUAAAAAAUAUGAGUAAGCUUCCAUUUUAGUCUCAUGGGAGCCAUCAGCAUCACACUGAAAUAUUGAUAUGUUAAAUUGCUGAUAUGCAACUCAAAUGUCAGGACACCCAAGAAACUUCCUUGUAUAGUCCAGAAAAAAGGAAAAAAAUUACUAUAAUCUUUCACAAUUACAUCAUGUAUGACUUACUCAUUGUAUGUCUCACAAGUUGGAAAAUGUAUGUUUAUGACAGAAUCCACAGUUCUGAUGAAGACCAGUGACGUCUUAAUCGGUAGUCAGAGUUAAUGUUGUGUAUCCUCAGUGUCACACAGGAUCAGCUGUGAAGAGAGCCAGUAAUCCUGCUCCACUGUGACUAUAUUUAGGGGGUGAUCUCUCAGUGGGUGAGCACACAGACUAAAAGCAUAGUUAGCUCUCCAAACCUCUGCUCUGUCAAAUAACCUCACACCUGUUGUGUCUGCGGUCCAUAUGAGAAGAGUGAUGAGAGAGAGGACUGGGAUGAAGGAGGACAGAGGGGAACCAGGGUCAGUUAACUGUAUUUGAGCUGUAGUAUGAGAAGCUUUAUGGUGCGAUGGACUAGAAAGAGAGAGAGGGAAAGAGGCAUUUCAUGAUAAGUUAAUCAGGCUGUGAAACCCUGACCAGGUGAACAGGAACCACACACAAAGUAGAGAGGUUUUGUUUAACCCUGGAAGUGUAGACAUUAUCCCCAAAUGCCUUUAACUCGUCUCCAGCUGGAGGUAAGAUCCACUCCGUUUGAGAAACUUACUUUCUCCCACUCUCUACUGUAUCGUGUCUCAUAAUGCACCCACUUAGUACUGUUAGGCAUCUUAGAAAUCUUUGCUAGAUAGUUCAUAAGUCCUGUGAUCUUCUUAUGUUACCUGUGCGCUUGUGUGGGGGCUGUAAGGGGAAAGGGAGGAGCAGGAGUUAUCAGGGGUACAGCAUUAUGGAUUGAUCCUCCUGCAGGACAGCUGUGUGCUUUACUGCAGUGAGCCAGAAGGGGGGUUCAUGCAUAAAGCAAGAAGAGCCAAAAUAUGCAACAGCACUCCCUCCUCCCUUUGGAAGUACUCUGAAAGAUAGUGUUGUGUCAUUCCCAAACGAUUCAUUCAAAAGUACCAAAUAUUUAAGUGAACGUACUGAACCGAAUCACGGCCUCAAGUGAUUCGUUCGUUUCUCACUUCAGAUGAGCGCAGCUGCUAUGACACGCAGCAUUGCCAAGCGAGCAGCCAGCGAACGAGGGACCGAAUGCACCGACGCCUGAAUCACUUGGUAAACGAAUCACGCAUUGAACUAAACUCUCGAGUCAUUUUUUGUCAGACAAAACUAACUUUUUUUUUUUACUGCUAAAUUGUCACCACAACAACUUGCAUACAGUAGGACACAGCAUGUAACAGCACCCUGUCACUGCAGUGGUUUGUGAGGGAACGGUGCAUGUUCAGUUUGAAUUCUUCUAAAUGUUCGGAGAACGAAUCACUCUCUGAGCCCAAUUUACCCAGCAGACCUGAUAAAUAGCAUACCAUAGGACAGUACACUUAAAACAUCAUGACUAAUAAACAAGUUCAUUUUUACAAACCUGUUUGUCAACGCAACACAGCCAAACACUCUCAUCUCCCGGUCCUAGAAGCUAUGAGUCACAGUCUCCUCCCACCAAGUGCUGAAUGAUUCAGUGAUUCGGUGAACGAAUCUUUUGAACAAAUCUUUUAGGUGAACUGAUUCUAGUAAUUCAUUACAUCUAAAAGAAUGGCCGUGCCCACCACUACUGAUAGUUUAACAGUAUGAGCUGCAACCUUUUUUUUUAUCACACAGGCUUCUUCAACAAGCUAACUCGAUUAUUAAUAUUCACAUUAAACUGAAUAAUUUCUCCAUCUGUGAAAUAAAACUAAGUGAACAGUCCUGCCCCUGGUUUCUCUGCUGAUUCACAGUCACAGCCUGUUACAUUUAUUUUCUAUUUAUCAGUUCUUAAACGUCAUACAUCACUGUAUCUCAUACCAUGUGUCAAACAGUGUAAAUUUCUGUCGUACCAUAGAUUUUAGUUUUCGUGCGUCAUCAACCUUAUCUGCCUUUCUCUGCUUAUUUAUCUGUUCUUGGUUUUCCAAUCAAAACAAACAAAUGUCAAAUUAAUGAAACUUUUUUUCUAUGCAGUUAUAAGAUUGGAGUUACACCAACAGCGCUUUACAGGAACAGAAACAAUCUACCAUUACUCUGAUUUAUCAUUAUUAAUGAUGCAAUUUAAGAACACCUUACAGAUAUAAUCAGCUUAAAACAAAAGGAAUAGUUGCAGCAGUGAACCUUCAGGAUUUGUUUCAGCACAGAGAGAAUCCAGUGUCUCCCUCCGCUGCCAUUUUUGGUCAGGAACAUCUCCCUCUUUAUGAGCCGCUGAUGUUCCCAGCUGCUCCAGGAAAGUAAACACAAGUGAUUAUCGUCUGUUUCUGCCGCCUCAGAGGGGCUCAGUACCAAAUUUACACUUCAAGAUCAGUUUACUUGAUGUUAAUGUCCGUGAGAGAACAACUGAUCCUGUGAAAACAGCUGUGUACUGUUUGCGGUCGCAGCACAGGAAGUUGGUCGGUUUGAGAAACAACACUUCUGAUAUCAUCAGAGUUGUCUUAGGCUGAAACAGUCACAACAAACCCACAGUAGAGAGUAAGCAUCUGCUAUAAAGGAAGGACUUUUAAUAACCAGGGAGACUCUACAGAAACACAAUCAUGAGGCAUUCUGGGAGAUGUAUGAGUUGUUUUUAUUAUGGUUCACAGGUUAUACCGUAGCCUUUUCUAUAUGUGUCUUUUGUACCUAAAAUACAGAAACUGAGGGCUCCAUGCUGAAGUCAGAACUGUAGAGAGUAUGAAAUAUAAGUGGAGUCUCAGCGAUGUCACCCCUUAGUUUCUGGAGCAGAGUUAAUAAACACUACAGGCAAAGAGAUGGAGCUGAGGUGGGACUCCAACUGACUCCAAUGAGGUGGCACGAAUUGAGCCAAUUGAGUGAAUUAUACAUGCGAAUGAGGCCAAUUCGCAACACCUUCAUUGUGCACUUGCUUAUUGCAGAUUACACAACAAUAGCCCACAAUGUAGACAACUUCAGUCAUGUUUGAUGUAAAUAGACUGACAUGACCUGGAAUCCUUCCUCUCUUGUGUUAGUCAUACGGCUCUGCAGACACGAUUUAUCACAUCUUAAUGGAACGAGAAUUAUAUGAGUAAAUAUUUUUAUUUGCAUUUGGUGUGAUUUAAAAAACACUUUGGUACAAGACUGUCAACAUGGUCAUUGUGGCCGUAGAAUUGGGCUUUUUAACAUGGUGUUAGUAGCCUUUCCUUCGCUCUUGCCUCAGGUGGACACAUCAGGAACUGCAGUUUUUUGCAUUUCUGCUUUUUACCACUGGAGGUUGUUGCUUGAAGCUUGCAUUGAGGACAGGAAAUAUGGGGAGUAGAGAUGGUGUUGAUGGUAAAUCAAAAAAACUGUCAAACCGAGACAAUGUGCUUGAAGACACUAUAAUUCUCCUGCAGAGAUGGCAGGAUGUGCAGGAUCAGAGGAUUACUCAGUCUGUCACCGAGAAGGACCUUUUUUACUAAAAGGUUAGAUUCAACAUUAUUCAGUUCAAUACUUAAACUGUUGCAUAUGAUCCUGUUAUCUAGUCCUCUUCUUUGGUGUCUAAUUUCUCACCUUUUUUUAAAUAUAAGUUAAUUUUUCACACAGAAAAAGCCCUUUUUUUAAUUUAUACAAAACAAUGCCAGUCAAUCACUCUUAAAAACAAAUCAAGCCACUUAAUGGAACUAGUCUAGAGGUGUGAUUGUGCGCUUUGUUGUGGUACAUUUAGGGACAAACUGAAGAGUGCUACUUCUUUAGGGAUAGCAGUCUUUUGUUUCUUCUUUUUUGAUGCUUGGAGAUCAGUUAAAAAGAUCAGAAAAAGGCAUUUAGAUGUGAAAGGAAAAACACAAAGAAACACAGACGAAGAAAGGCCUAAUUCAAGAAAAGCAGUUAGGAAAGUGGGGAGAUAAAAAAUAGGAAAAAAGUAAGAGAGAAAACAGACAGAGAAAAAAGGUGAGUGUUAAAAGAUGGGUGAGUAAAAUGUUUGACACAACAUUUAAGCAUCUUGGAAACAAAAGAUUCCAAUCAAAAUCCUGAAGGUGCUCAGAUUCAGUAACAGUCCGACAGCAGCCGUCCAAAAAUGCUCCACUGUAAAUUACUGCUCCCUGUUUGGCAGCAUGAGACAUCCCCUCAGCACUUUCAUCUGCUGUUAUUUAUAGGCACAUGACCUCACUGGAGUUUAAGUGUAACAUCGAUGUGUAGUUGUCUAAUAACGCAAUCUGUCUGAGGAUAGAUCACGUCUUCAGUGUGUGUGUGCGUGUAGUGGAAGUGGAAACAUUGGGUUUGGUUUGAAGCUGCUCCCUGAGGGCUCCUCGGUGACCCCAGUGGCUUUCUGGGAGUUCUUAUUCCUCCUCAUCACUUCCUGUGCUGCAGAAAACUUCUUCCAUCUGGAUACUGUCACUCAGUGGGAAGCAGUGUGUAUUUAUUUUAUCUACCAGACACAAGACAAGCAGUUAACAUGCAUGUACACCAGACGGGGUGAUGUAUAACAGAAACUCUGCAGAUGCAUCUUGGAGGAAAGGUUGUGUUUUUCAGAGUAUAUUUGAUCAAAUUUAAGGCGAUUUAUGGCAUAACAUUUCUAGAGAAAGACAAAUGAAUCCUACAAAGCUGUGAUCCCAGCGAGGGAAUGCGGACAAGCCUCACAGCUGAGUCCUGUACUGACAGAUGAUGUGCUGUUAACAGAGAACAGACCAGAACCUUUUAUCAUUAUGCUUCCCCUGUAACCUGUACUGCACUGGUAUUGAUUUAUAGAGACACAAAAAGAGAAAAUUUAAUUGUUCUGUCAUUUUUCAGGUCAGGUGUUGUCUUGUUUCAUGAACAGUGUAGAACUUUUAUUAACAAAAAUCUAAAGGAGAAAGGUGACAAAUGGCUUCUAUCAGAAAGCCAAAGAAUAUACACCAGGCUGGACUUAAAAAGGAUUCAUUUAACUUUAAUGAACGGCUGGAGAUAGUCAAUGAAAUGUUUACUCUGGUCCCAGAUAAAAGUUGAUCAGACUUGUGAGUUCAAAGCCAAAUCAACCCUUGAUGCAUGCUCUUAUUAAACAUAUUUAGCGUGAUACUUACUUCUUACAGAAAUUUUACAUUUUCCACAGUGUCAGCAAAGUGGAAAUGUUUUUCCUUCAUCCAAAACUGAACAACAUUACACUGCAAAACCUCAAAUCAUGCAGCAAGUCAAAGUUUCUUCACAGGUUUCUUUAAAUUAACUUUAGUAAAAAUCUGACUCACUGCAUUUUUAACUAUUUACACUGAUUGCAAGUACUGAAGAGCCCUUUUUAAAUUGUAAUAUAACAUUUUUUAAUGGAUAUGUGUGUUUACGACUUAAAACACCUGUAAGGCACUUUGAGUUUGUGUAGAUUUUGGCGCCCCUCUGUGGACAAAAGGGAACAUCUUCAGUUUUUGCUGGUUUUGGCAUGUUCUUGUGUAAAUAGUAUUUUGGGGGUUUUUUGUUUUUUUGUCUCACACUAUUUUAACACUCAUCUAAAAUCUUCUUGGAAAAUGUAAAACAAAAAUACUGAUAAUUUUAGACAUCAAAAUAACUUGUCAGAAACAAUCAGACUUGUGGACUUGUUUGCUUUUGUUAGUUAUGAAGAAUCAUCAGUUUUGAUACCAGUCUGUUUGGUCCCUAGAUAAAAACUACUCACAGUAUCUUUAAAACUCCUACAAGAAACUUUCUGUUUUUGUCAAACAACACUAUCAGCAACAACCUUGUUUAUUUCUCUAUAGUCAUCUUGAAUGCUUGUGCAGGGUUUGAAUUUUGUGUUUGACUUUACAAGUCUACUAACUGAUUCAGAAAAUGAAAUUGUUAAGGUGCUUACCCAACCCACACGAACUGAAACACAAAAUAUCCAACCUGUUUUUAGAAACAAUGAAUAAAAUGUCUCUCUGUCUCUUCCUUACUCUGACAUUGUGAAAUUCCGUGAUUUUAUCUUUGUGUUAUUAAUUAAUUUAUUAUUUUCUGUUUAUCUCUAUCGUAUAUUAUUCGAUAUGUUCUGAUACUUUUUGCUUCUAUGGUAGCACUUGAUGAUUUAUUCUUGUUUGAUGCUUGUAAGCAAGUUAUUCCUAAAUCAAAUUCCUUAUACCUGCAUACAUACCUGGCCCAUACAAUGACUCUAAUCCUGACCCUGUAAUCCCUGUCCUGCUGUGUUAUAGAUCACCCCCGGCAGUAAAGCCGCUGUAGCAAACUUGUGUCCCGGUGACGUCAUCCUGGCCAUCGAGGGGGCCCCAGCUACAGAAAUGCUGCACUGUGAAGCCCAGAACAAGAUUAAAGAGGCCACCAGCCAGCUCUCUCUCACUGUCGAAAGGUUAGAAAGAGAAAGCAUGCACACACAAACAGGUGGUGGACCCAGUAAAGGCAACACCUGCACAGCACACAUGACAUGUAAUAGAUGUUCAUCAUGCUUUAUAGGAUAAGUUUGCAUUUAAAACUCAUAUUGUUCCUUUUGAUGUCAGACAGCUGGGACUGAAAUUGAACUCCAGUUUAACAGCUGUUGUUGUAGUGCUGUUUUGGAUGGUUGUUGUUGUGUCAUUAACGGCUUUGCAGUCCCAUAACACACACUGAUUUGCAAAACCUCUGUCUUCUUACAGCCAUGCAUGUCUACUUUUCUUUUUUUUCCCCAGUGGAAUGGGAUGGUAUGAGGAAUGAGGUUAAUACAGAGUUUAUUACCCACCGGUCAGCUCAGCCCCUGCACUGAGCCAGCUGGAGCAAUGUCACAGAAACAAGGCAAUCAACAGCUGCAGAUGGGGGCAAUUUCGUCACAUAAUUGAGCUAAUUAUGAGGAAAUCUGACAGAAACACCAAUACCAGAGGAAAAUUUACCCCAUUUUACUUUGCCAUCGGAGAGCCACUUUGUCUGGAACAGUUUCAGCUAAUCAGUCUAUUAAGAUUCUCCAUAAAGUGUCUAAGCUGUCUGGUGUCUUCUGUGGAUAACACACUUACCUCUAACAAGUACCUCACACAGCUCCUCAGAGAAAAAAAAAAGAGAUUCAAAGACAAUGAAAGUCAGAGGAACAGGAGCAUAACUCUGUGCCUUCCAGUCAUCUCAUGUCCCCAAAAAUUUAUCAUUUAAUUCCUAUAAAUUUAGCUUUUGAGAAGUUUAAAUUAUUCUGUUUUAUACUUAUUGGAAGUGAUAGUGGAAGAAUGAAGACAUCUGUCAAACAGCUUAACUUAUUAAGCUUCCUAACCCUUUCUCAAUCUAGUUUUAUCCUUUUUUAGCAAUGCUCCUAUGCUUAUUCCUUUAUUUUGUGGAUUGAAUCAUGACACAAGUCUCCAGCAGGUUAAAAAAAUCACAUUAAUUUGUAAUGCUGAAUGACUUUAGUUUGCUUAAUUUAGUCAGAGUCCCAACUCAGAUAGUUUUAAGUAUUUUAGACAGGAAAAGGCCUGCAUAUAAACAGAGGCUUUGGCCUCAAUUUUGAUGUUUGACAGCUGAGAAUUAAAGGCGACUCAUCAGUACUCACUGGUUCAAAAAAGAAGACUCAGCAGUACAUUCGUCAGGGAUGUUAUGAUGAUCUUUUCAUUUUGCAGGAAUGACUCCAGAAUGUGGUCUCCCCGUGUCGUGGAGGACGGCAGAGCUCACCCAUACAAGAUGAAUCUGGAGGCAGAGCAGCAGGUUUGUGGGGCGAGUCAGAGAAAGUCAUUCAUGUCAGUUCAAGAUCAUGUUUGCUGUUUGAUUUACAUUGUCGCAGAAUUUUUACAUUUGCUUUUUCUGCCUGUAGGAAUAUAAGCCCAUCGGCACAGGUCACAACCGGAAAGCUCAGCCAUUUGUUGCGGCAGCUAACAUCGAUGACACGCGUCAGGUGGUCAGUACGUCCUACAACACCCCCAUAGGCCUUUACUCUACAGGAAACAUUCAGGACGCCAUGCAGGGACAGAUCAAAGGCCUGGUACCCCAAAAGCCUGGGAGGUGAGCAUUCUCAAUCAAGCUACUGCUCAAACACGGCAGUCAGGUCCUUCAACAACUCCACAAACUAAAGACAAGGGACUUUUACGGCAGUCGUAAAAAGGCAUCAAUAUGAAUUUCAGUCUAUCUCAGAAAUGUUAAAAAGAACUCCUCACAAGAGCUUUACUCGUUAAAGAAAUUACGUAAAUAUAUUGUAUGGCUGUUUGUCUGCUUAGGGUUCCCAUAUAAAAUAAAUGGCCUCUGCAAAACUUUGAAAGUUUUUGAAUAUUUUUUCAUUUACCUGUAGUUACUUAAUGUUCACUAUGUCUUAUUGAUAUCAGCUCUUUAAAAAAAAACAGAACACAUCCUAUAAACAUAAACAAACUUAUUUACUAAAAUGUUGUUGAAGCUUAUGCAUGUCAGAUCCCAAACGUACGGUAAGGUUUCUGGAUUUCCACAGUCAAAACCCUCAAAGAUGCUGAGCUACUUUCAGGAUAUUUCAUCAAAGAACUUACUUAAAACUAAGUCAGUCCAGCAUUUAUAAGCUUUCUUCUGGCACCACCUUCAGGUCAAAUGCUCAGAGAGGAUCUGAGAAAAGCAUAUGCUAAGUUUGAUUUCUCAUACGUUUAUGUUGUAAAUCAACUGGUGCAAAUCACACCAGUUCAGACUCAGCAGAUAAAAGCAAGGCAAAGUUUGAGUUAUGAUAAGUGCACUAUAAAUACAAUUUCAUAUCAUCUUGUUAUCAUUAGAGCAGCACCAUUUAAGUUCUUCACCUAACAUCCUUUCAGUGUGGGUUGAUGAAUUAACUCAUCUAUUAUCACAUAUGUCUAGCUGUUAUUUAAUGCUCACUAUGCCUUAUUGAUUCCACCUGCUCUUUUCAUGACUCACCUCCUGAGUCCUGAGUCACUCACACUGAAGGUGUCAGCUAAGCAGUUUAAUAUGACCACACUGCCAUGAGUUACAGUGUGUUACCCUCCAGCCUUCCUCUCUGUCCAUGUGGAUUUCAUUAGACUGUCUGAUAUAUGACGUGUCACUCUGAGAAUUUAUUACUGAGGCCCCCAGGAAUGAAUCUGUCCAUGGCUUCUGCUCAGCUUCUGAAUUAGACAUACAUCACAUCUGACCCAUGGCAUGUCUGUGUCUGUUUAACUAAAGCAUCAAAAAACACAGGUGUAGGUGUAGGUGGUGUUGAUUUGCAUUCAUAACCACCAUAAAUAACAGAACAGAAUUUUUUUUUGCAAUGCUGUGGAAAAAGAUGAUAAGGAAAUAUUUGGUAUGCAUGUUGGUAUGCAGAAGCUGAACCAUCCUUUUUCAUUCAUCCUCAUCUCACAUUUGAGGUCCUACAUUUUUCUCCUUUUAAGGUUCACUCACCAUAAUGUAGCUCUGUAAUCUUCAGAAGCUUCUUACAUGAUAUCUUUUACUCAGUGACUCUAAGAUCAAAAAUAAUCUUCAUUUUAAUUGACUUGAGAUUAAAAUACAUACAUGUUGCUGCUAUACUGAGGACUCUCCCAUUAAGGCAGUCAAGGGAAAAAAAGAGUUAAACUGGUAAAUGGUUAUGAAGCUAUUACAUUAUGUAUUUGUGUGUCUUAUUCUGUAACAGCCCCAGGCCUCUGACCAAAAUUGAGGACUCUGACGUGUACAGGAUGUUACAGAUGGACCAGGAGGAACCGCAGGAGCCUCGCCAGUCUGGCUCCUUUAAAGCCCUGCAGGAUUAUAUCGACAGUGACGGUGAGGUGUCUAUCUCUUACAUGAAUUAUUCCACACUAAAACUUCUAUUAGGGUGAAAUAUUUACAAGUAGAGACAAAUAUUUGUAAUUUUUUUGGACAGAACUCAGAAAAGCCCCACUUUUCUGUCCAUUGAGAAAAAUAUUUAAAGCUCCUGUAAGGAGUUUUUCACCAGUCAUUAAAAUGACCUAAAAUUAGUAUUGAUGUCUCUUUAUGAACUAUAAAAUCAAACAAAACUAUCAAAAACAACCUCAGUUUUAGCGUUAUAGUUGUUUUUAUAGAGUAAAAGUGCUGCUGCAUGGAAGGAGUCAUUUAGUGAUUGACUCCUGAUUUACCAUCGGCAGGAGAAACAACCUUUUUUCUUCAAAUAUUUUCUUCAGCAACAUUUUUUGAAAAGUGAGAGAGGAAAGUUUUAAAGAGAGCAAGGCGAUCUUAUGUCCAAUAGCAUGACUGACACAUGGAUGGGAAAAAAUUAGCAAAGAGACGAAAAGUACUUUUUGGUCUACAGAGGGCGUCAAAAUUAACACAAACCAAAAGUUUCUCACAGGAGCUUUAAAUGUGGUAUUAGUCAUUGCUAUCUUCACAAACAUACAAAAAAAAAAAGGUUAGCUUUUUUGGGUGUAAAGUUUAGUAGUGAUUUUAUUUCUGAGAUCUUUAUAAGUUAGUGGAGCUUCUUUAGAAGAAGGGGUCGCACACACUUCCAUUUGCAAAUCUAGAUUUAGCAGCUAUUACAACCAGACUGAACCAAAUUACUACCAUUUUUUUUUUAGGAAUCAGCUGGGUUUUUUUUCUCACAUUUUUUUUUUUUUUUUUUUUUUAAAUGCUCAAAAAUAUGAUGCAAAUCAGCUAAUUUUAUCAAUGGAAGUGUUUAGUUUAACAACCUUUUUGUGUUCCUUUCACUAUUUGAAAAGCUCCUCAUUUUGUCAAAGCCUUUUUGCAGUGUACAGAGAUCAAUCCUUAUAUUACAUUACAUCAUAGGUAGUGAUCAGGACAUGAGCAAUGGUUUGAGCCAUCUAAUGAAGUGCCACAGCACUCAUUAGAGUCUGUUGAAGACAGAUGGUUUUCUUUACAGUCACUACAGUUCAGGAGAUAGACUGACUCGUCCUCAGCUCUCGGAGAGGGAGAGUAUUAGAUUGUACUUUGGCAAGAAAGUCAACUCCAAAUUGCUCUCAAAGGACGUGCCAUCAGUGUGAGUGUAAGUGAUAGACAAUUAAUAUCUCCUGAUGAGCAGGAUUGUGUGUGUGUGUACAUGUGAUAACUAACAUGUGUAGUGGUUGAUUUUUCUGUGUUUCUCUCUGACUUCAUGCUGCUUAUUUCAGAUAAAAUUGACUUACACCUAAUCAAUUUGCAGGAAGGUUUCCAUCGCCUAGAGCCUUUUGCUUUUAUCGGAAAGAGUCUGAUGAGUCUUAACACGCUCUGCUCGGUCAAAAAAAAAUAGGACGUUUCUGCAAGAGCACAGUCCUUUUUUCACAUUUACUAAGUGUUCUCCAAAGGUCUUUUUACCGUCUGCCAACAGCAUGAUUGUCUCUUUUCUUUGCUACUUGUAAGACAUGUACGCCAACACUUAGACUUUUGCCUUCUAGACUACUUAUACAUUUUACUGUUUGAGGUACCAUUUUGUUGAACAGGUUCUCAGUCCAGUGUCACAUUCACAUGUAACCAGAACAAAAACCUUUUUUUAAAUCUUACUAUAUUUUGAACUCAACAGCUGAUUUGAAGACAAAGUCAGUCUAAAGAUAAUAUAGGCGUUAAAAUAACCAUAAAAUAUGUUGACACUCAUACAGAAGCCGUUAUAUGACGGAUUAACCUAUUCAGUAACGGCUCAAAAUAAACCAGCAGAAUAGGUCAUAAAUCCACACUUUCAUAAGUCCCCUUUGUUUUUCAGACAGUUUGUGAUAAAUUCACACAAUGCGUUAUAGAAACCGCCCCUCUAUGUGUUUCCUUUAUGAGCUGAAAAGCAUCAAAGUGCCCUGAUAGAGUAAAGCAGAAUCAUUCUGUAUUCAAGAGGUGAAAAGUGCCCCUGCCUCGUACCUCUCAAGUGUUUUGUUUUGUUUCAUGUCUGUGUGCAGGCUUGUUUUGUUGAGUAUUCUCUCUUACCAUGUUCGCAGGCACUCGCCCCAUUGUAACCAGAACUGUCAAAGCUCCAACAACCAAACCGACUCCUCCCACAGGAAACCUGCAGAAACUGCCCAUGUGCGACAAGUGUGGGAAUGGGAUUGUGUAAGUAAAAAUAGCGCUCAUCUGUGAUUCACAUCCAGGGCCUUUGUGGUUCAGUUAUUUUAAGACUCCAGUGGACAAAGCAGUCAACUUAACCUGCUGACUUUUGACAGUCAAAUGUGUCAUAUAAUAUGGGAAACUGUCAACACAGGCUGUUUCUUUAGCUGCUCAGCUGACACCUACCCUCUCACUCCAAUUUCAGACGAUAAAGAUUUGUGAAUAAACACUGUCGAUCUUGCCACUGGUGGUCUUGUUAGCUUUAAUAUCAUAAAAAAAGCAUAGAUUUAAAAUUCAUUCUGUUUUAUAAAUGUUUAAAAAACCUCCUCACAGGAGCUUUAAUAUAUAAAAAAACAAGACUACAUAUUGAUGAAAAACGACUCACCUUUGUAGUUAUUUAUACACUCACCUUUGCUUGUGACCUCUCUGUAUUUCUUAUGUUGCAGCGGGACGGUGGUGAAGGCACGAGACAAAUAUCGCCACCCUGGCUGUUUCGUGUGCAACGACUGUGACAUCAACCUCAAACAGAAGGGUUACUUCUUUGUAGAAGGGCAGCUGUACUGUGAGACUCACGCUCGAUCUCGAAUGAGACCCCCGGAGGGACACGACCUCAUCACUACUUAUCCCUCUGCGUAGAUUCCCCCUCUCAUAAGCACAGAGAAGAAAAAAAAAACACUCAGACACACUUAGGCCAAAUACCCCAUUUCCUACCCCUGUUUAAUGUGCUCACUUUGAUUUGUGAAUGAGUAAGUGUGAAUAAUACGGUAUUUCAGUGAGAAUACACUUCUGUCUUGGUACGUAAUAUUGUGAAGUUUUAACCCAUCUUUGUUGGCAAAUUGCACAGGUAAUAAUUUAACUGCCAAGAAGCAGUAAUAAUAAAGAGACUUACUGUGUUUAUCUUUCCAGCUUCUCGCAAUUUGAUGUCUUCCUGAAUAAAGACCUUCAUUCAUACAGCAGGAAGCGUCUGUAUGUGAACUGUAGAGAUGAAGAGCAUUAGCUGAUUAGGAAAACGCUCUGCUGGGCUUCAGUCAGCCAGAAUAAUUUCAAACAUCUCAAAGAGGACAAUGAUCAUUAAAUAUCAGGCACAUAAAACACACAAUUGUUGACGAUUGGGGCAGCAGUAGCUCAGGAGAUAGAGAGGUCGUCCAAUAACAAGAAGGUUGGCAGUUCAAUACCCCCCAUGCUUAGUCUGUGCAUUGUGUCCCUUGGGCAAAACCCCCACCUUGCUCCCAGUGUGUGUCCUUCACUGGUGUAUAAAUGUGAGUGUUGUGUGAUGGUGGUUGGAGCAGCCAUAGGCGCAAACUGGGCAGCUGUGACUACAAAGGUAGUUUACAACCACCAGGGUGAAUGAUAUAUCCAAUGUAAAGUGCUUUGAGGAUCUCUGAUAAAGCGCUGUAAAAUCUGAUCCACUAUUAUUAUCAUUAUUAUUAUUUACAACUAUGACUAUAACUGACUCAUUAAAACUUACCAC